UUCCUCUUUUAGAGCAGAAGAAGCCUUCUCUAUCUCUUCUCCAUUUUCUUCCAAUAAUCGGAUAAGCCACACACGCAACGGACCCGCCACCUAUAUCUCCGUUAACUCAGCCCCGUUUAAGAUCUUUCUCAGAUCUGAUUUUCUCUCACUGGUAGGUUCUUGUCGUCUUCUUUCCAAAUUCCAAUCCCACCACACUGUGGACUAUCUAGAGGGUUAAUCGUCCUUGUUCUUCUUCACCACUGAUUAGAUUUCGUUUUAACUGUAUUUAGAGAUGACUGUGACAUCCUGGACCUCAUUUCAUUCAGUUUUGGUUCGGUGAAAUAGUUAGGAAGAUUGCAUUGAGGGAGAUUAGUAUAUUUGGACGGUUACCCACAUAAGUGUUUGAUUCAAGAUUGAUUCCAUUAAUUGCCUGAAUUGAUAUUUGAAUGAGAAGAGACCUGUAAAAGGACAUAUACGAUGGCCAGAUGAGUUAAACUAAUGUUCUUAGCAUUAGAAGGAGGAGGAUUCUUCUCUUCAUCAGCUUCUGGUUACAGUAAAGGACUGACCCUGCUUUUACUGGGUAAGAAGAACGAAGAGAAGCCCAUGAGAGUUUCUCCGUUGAACCAGUGCCAGUUGGUGGACCGAGAAUCAGACUCUGAUCUCCAACUGGCUUCCACAAAUAAUAGGGUUGUCCGCGGCUGCGCAUCCGUUGUUUGUUUUGGUUGCGCUGCCGCAGGACUUGAGAGCCCGUCUCCUCUAAAAGUAGGUCCUGCAAUACAGACCGACGUCCUCAUUGAGCCUCCUGUUUUUGAUGAUAUACAAUCUAAAGAUGAUGUUGAUAAUGAAGAAGGUCAAGUACUAAAGACUUGUUUGAAAAGUAGUCUGAAGAGACCUGCUGUGAUUGGAACUGAGCUCGAAGCUUCUGGUGAGAAGCAUUUCAAUACAGAAAAGAGAAAAGUGCAAUGGACUGAUGUUUCCGGUGGAGAUCUUGCAGAGAUUAGAGAAUUUGAGCUCAGCGAUGUGGAUGAAUCCGAUGAUGAAUAUGGCAAUGGGAAGGGGAAAAGUUGUUCAUGCACUAUAAUGUAGGUACUUACAGUGUAUAUUCAUUCAUCUUCCAUAAAUUCUCACUUAAGUACCUUGAUGGAGCUGGCUUCUUUUCCUCGUGAAGCUUUUCCGAAAGGGAAGUGGAUGUGGGAGCCAGGUUGUUACAGAUUUGUAGAAAAUUCUGUAGUUGUUUGAUGGGAGUGAAAUUUUAUUAUUAUUAUUGUCUAUAUAUCCAUUUUUUUCCUUUGAGAAUUCAAUUUUGUAUUUUCUUCUUUGGUUAAAUUAUGUUCCUAUUGGCUUAUUU
Molecule: messenger RNA, 1327 nt
Organism: Impatiens glandulifera
Lineage: Eukaryota; Viridiplantae; Streptophyta; Magnoliopsida; Ericales; Balsaminaceae
Exons: 4
Coding region: 478-1065 (195 amino acids)
Source: RefSeq, a predicted model, not a curated record